This is a messenger RNA of Alnus glutinosa, 2599 nucleotides long. RefSeq names its product probable sulfate transporter 3.4. Gene Ontology annotation, cellular component: membrane. The coding region runs from base 395 to 2359 and encodes 654 amino acids. Gene Ontology annotation, molecular function: secondary active sulfate transmembrane transporter activity. The transcript has 12 exons. Gene Ontology annotation, biological process: transmembrane transport. The record is from RefSeq and is a predicted model, not a curated record. NCBI's taxonomy places the organism in Eukaryota, Viridiplantae, Streptophyta, Magnoliopsida, Fagales, Betulaceae.
UUUUCAACCCUUGAAGACCAUGUACUUAACACGAAAGUGUCGAGCAAUCAGGAUCUCAAAGAGUGUUGUUUAGGGCCCUCCAUAGUGUUGUGCACUAGUAGUGCUUCAACCCAUGACACGGUUGGAAAAGAAAAAGUUUAUUUAUUUAUGGUUCAAAUCGAACUGAAAUGACCAAACUGCUCCUUAGACACGAUAUUUGACAACUGCUCAAUUAACUGCCAUCUUGAGACAAUAUUCUCCUCCUCUGGUUCCAUCUAUAUAACCCCAGAGUGUCUUCUUUUUUUUCACCAGAACAACAUCUGAGUGGGUUUUUUGUUUCCUACAUAGUUGUUACCAUAUUUGAGAGAGGUUUGUUUUCUUCAGCAUUUUGGUGGUCUUUGGCAAAGGAAGAAAUAUGGGUGUGAACUCUAACAGAGUGGAACACUUUGCAUGUCCAGAAACCACUCUGACAAUCCCAGCAGAGUUGGGAGCAAUGCAAAUUCACGACGUUUGCUUGCCACCAGAGAAAACCACCUUUCAUAAACUGAAGCACAGGCUCUCAGAGAUCUUCUUCCCAGAUGACCCACUCUACAGAUUCAAGAAUCAAACAUGCUUCAACAAGUUGAUUCUUGCUCUUCAGUUUUUCUUUCCUAUAUUCCAGUGGGGCUCUGAGUACAAUGUUAGUCUUCUCAGGUCUGAUGUCAUCUCUGGUCUUACCAUUGCUAGCCUCGCUAUCCCACAGGGAAUCAGUUAUGCAAAGCUUGCCAAUUUGCCACCUAUAGUCGGGCUAUAUUCAAGCUUUGUGCCCCCAUUGAUUUACUCAAUCCUUGGAAGUUCGAGACAUCUUGGAGUUGGGCCAGUGUCAAUAGCAUCCUUGGUGAUGGGAUCAAUGCUAAGCGAGGCUGUCUCUCCUAAUGAAGAGCCGGAUCUCUAUCUUAAGUUGGCCUUCACUGCCACCCUCUUUGCUGGUUUGUUUCAGGCUUCUCUUGGUUUAUUAAGGUUAGGGUUUGUAAUUGACUUUCUGUCCAAGGCAACUCUAGUUGGGUUUAUGGCUGGUGCUGCAGUCAUCGUGUCAUUGCAACAGUUGAAAGGAUUGCUGGGAAUCGUCCACUUCACAAGCAAAAUGCAAAUGAUUCCUGUCAUGUCCUCUGUUUUAAAACAGAGAGAUGAGUGGUCAUGGCAAACCAUUGUUAUGGGUUCUGGUUUCCUCCUCUUUAUGUUGACUACAAGGCAUAUCGGCAAUAGGAAACCGAAGCUUUUUUGGGUCUCGGCAGCAGCCCCAUUAACGUCAGUUAUUCUCUCAACACUUAUAGUUUUCCUCCUCAAGUCUAAGGCUCACGAAAUUCCAGUUAUUGGGCAUUUGCCAACGGGCCUUAAUCCUCUUUCACUAAACAUGAUAUACUUGAGUGGCCCUUAUCUAGCUGUCGCUAUUAAAACCGGCAUCGUGACGGGGAUCUUAUCUCUCACUGAAGGAAUUGCAGUGGGGAGGACAUUUGCUGCUUUGAAAAACUACCAAGUCGAUGGAAACAAAGAAAUGAUGGCUAUUGGCCUUAUGAACAUGGCUGGCUCAUGCUCUUCAUGCUAUGUUACCACAGGAUCCUUUUCUCGAUCGGCUGUAAACUGCAACGCCGGAGCACAAACAGCGGCGUCAAAUAUUGUGAUGGCUUCAGCUGUGCUUGUGACUCUACUGUUUCUAAUGCCUCUGUUUUAUUACACCCCAAAUGUCAUCUUGGCGGCCAUCAUCUUAACUGCUGUGAUCGGGCUGAUAGAUUAUCAGGCGGCAUACAAAUUGUUCAAAGUUGACAAGCUUGAUUUCAUGGCGUGUUUGUGCUCCUUUCUUGGUGUUCUUUUCAUUUCAGUGCCUCUAGGACUUGCCAUUGCGGUUGGAAUAUCAGUUUUCAAGAUUCUGUUGCAUGUCACCAGGCCAAACACAAUGGCUUUAGGGAAUAUCCAGGGUACUCAAAUAUACCAAAACCUCAGUCGGUACAGAGAAGCUUCAAGGGUCCCCUCCUUUCUCAUUCUUGCUGUUGAGUCUCCCAUCUACUUUGCAAACUCAACUUACCUGCAAGAAAGGAUGUUAAGAUGGGUUCGAGAAGAGGAAGAGUGGAUAAAAGCAAACAAUGCUAGUACACUGAAAUGUAUAAUUUUGGACAUGACAGCUGUGACAGCCAUAGACACAAGUGGUAUUGACGCAAUAUGUGAAAUCAGAAAGAUGCUGCAGAAAAGAUCACUCAAGCUUGUGUUGGCAAAUCCUGUGGGAAGUAUAAUGGAAAAGCUAGAUCAGUCGGAACUCUUGGAAUCCUUCCGUGUGAAUGGAAUCUACCUCUCUGUUGGAGAAGCGGUGGCUCACAUUUCUUCUUUGUGGUAUCCUCAGGCAUGAUGACUUGCACAACAAUGGAAAGAAAGAACGAAGAGAUUGAUUGCAAACCUUGGCAAUCAAACAAGAGUUCUAGCCACAGGACUUUUCUUUUGUUUUCUAUUCGGAGAGAAUAUUUAAAGGCUGUUUUUCUUUUUCCUUUCUUUUGUUUUUUUGUCCCUUUCUCGUGGGAAAGAUGAAAGCUAUGCUCUUCAAAAACAAGCGAUUUUGAAGUUCAAAAUUUUUGCACUUCACCAGGCUCAA